AUGCCCCUUUCACAGCAGCACCGUGGGGCUGCAGCGCCCGUAACAAGCUGGAUCCUGGUCUUGGCUCUGUCUCUUGCUCUACAGGGGGCCAUUCACGCUGCUCCAUCAGGAGACAACAAGCUGGUUCGUACCACCAGAGUGAGGAGACAGACCCCCGGUGGGGAUCAGCCCCCUUCCUCCAACAACCAGACACUGCUGGAGCAACCAGUGGUCUUUAACCACGUAUACAAUAUAAAUGUUCCCUUAGAGUCUCUGUGCUCUGUCGACCUGGACGCCUCAGCACCACCUGUCCCCGGUGACGAUUCACGUGCUGAGCUGGGGUCCAGACCUCCGGUUGAGGGUCCGAUGGAUCCAGGUGGACCAACAGAAUACAUGGAGCAGACAAUGGAUGCUGACAGCCAGGUCACGUUUACUCACCGCAUCAACAUCCCCAAAGCUGCGUGUGGCUGCACAGUGACAACCACGCUCCAGCAGCUCGCCACCAGGGUGGAGAUGCUAGAGAGAGAAGUUUCCAUGCUCCGCGCUCAGUGUGGGUCCGGAUGCUGUGGGGAGAGCUCAGCCAUGGGUCGUUUGGACUUUGUCCCCGGCUGCGGUGGCCACGGCAGCUUCAGCUUCGACUUAUGCGGCUGCAUCUGUGAGGAAGGUUGGAGCGGCAAAAACUGCUCCGAGCCCCGCUGCCAGGACGACUGUUCCGGCCAAGGCGUGUGCAUCGAAGGGGAGUGCGUGUGCGACCGGGACUUCGGAGGCGACAACUGCUCCGAGCCGCGGUGCCCCUCGGACUGCUCGGGCCGCGGGUUGUGCAUCGACGGGGAGUGCGUGUGCGAGGAGUCCUUCACCGGCGAGGAUUGCAUGGUCGGGAGGUGUCUCAACGACUGCUCGGACCAGGGGCUCUGCAUCAACGGGACGUGCCAGUGCCGGCCCGGCUACGUGGGCGAGGACUGCUCGCUGGUGUACUGCGCCAACAACUGCAGCAAGAAGGGAGUCUGCAAGGAGGGCUUCUGUGUCUGCCAGGACGGCUUCGCUGGGGAUGACUGUAACUCCGUGGCACCUGUCAUGAACUUGAUGGUCCGGGGGGUGACUGAUCGCACUAUAGACCUGGAGUGGGAGGGCUCGGUCAUAAUUACAGAUUUCCUGGUGACUUACACACCAAGCAGCCCUGGAGGUGUGCAACUAGAGUUAAGGAUCCCAGGCAACAUCACCACCUGUACUGUCUCCGGCCUGGAGGCAGGCAUAGAGUACAACAUCAACGUGUUCUCCGUCAUUAACAACAGCAUCAGUGUCCCUGACAGCAUUUCUGUUUGGACGUAUCUCUCCAAUCCGGACGGUUUACUCUUCAAAUCCAUCACAGAGACGUCGGUGGAGGUCCACUGGCAACCCUUCUUCUAUUCCUUCGAUGGAUGGGAGAUCAGCUUCAUUCCCAAGGACAAUGAUGGAGGGAUGACGGCACAGCUUCCCAGCACCAUCACUUCCUUCGUGCAGACUGGUUUGAGACCGGGGGAGGAGUAUACUGUCAACUUGGUGGCGCUCCGAGAUCAGGGUCGAAGUCAACCAGUCACUGCCACCAUCUCAACAUUGAUUGAUGGCCCAACUCAGCUGAUUGUGCGGGAUGUGUCAGACACGGUGGCGUUCGUGGAGUGGACACCUCCAAAAACCAAGAUCGAUCAGAUUGUACUGCGUUAUGGCCUCGUGGGAGGUGAGGGGCCACGGACCACCUUCCGCCUCCAGCCCACACUCAGCCAGUAUUCACUGCAGGUUCUGCGCCCUGGCUCUCGUUACGAAGUGUCUGUCAGAGGAUUGAGGAAAGGAAACGAGAGCGGAUCCAUUUCCACAGAGUUCACAACCGCUUUAUCGUUCUUCUCAGAAAUUGAUGCCCCCAAGAACCUGCGGCUCGUGUCCAAGACCUCCACCAACCUCGAGCUCGAAUGGGAUAACAGUGAAGCAGAGGUGGAGGGCUACCAGGUGGUGUACAGCACGUUAGCAGGAGAACAGUAUGAUAAAGUCAUUGUGCCACGAAAUGAGGGAGCCACCUCCAAGACCACUCUCACAGACCUGCUGCCAGGCACCGAGUACGGCAUCGGCAUCUCCGCCAUGAAAGGCAGCAACCAGAGUACACCGGCAACAAUGAAUGCCAGGACCAGUCUGGAUGUGCCCAUGGACUUAACUGUGACAGCAUCAACAGACAACACCAUCACUCUGGUGUGGGGCGUGGUCCAGGGUCCCAUCGACCACUACAAAGUCACCUUCACUUCCUCCUCUGGCGUCACCACAGAGCUGACGGUGCCUAAAGAUGUGACCACCACCACCCUGAGCGACCUCGAGCCCGGGACAGAGUACACCAUCACCGUCGCCGCGAGAAGAGGCCGACAGCAGAGCACUGCAGCGACCAUAGACGCCUUCACAGGAAUCAGACCCGUCACGCACCUCUACCUGUCCGAGGUGACUUCAGACUCUGUGUCGGUGGCGUGGAGCGCCCCGGCGCCGCCCGCCACCUUCUUCAUCCUGAGCUACAGCUCCGCCGACGGGACUGACACCUCUAAGGUGACGCUGUACGGCUCCAAGACAAGGUCGCUGGUCCAGGGGCUGCUGCCGUCCACUCCGUACACCGUCAGUCUGAUCACGAUUCAGGGGGAGGUUACCUCUGAGCCCAUAACAGCAUCACUCACUACAGGACUAGACCCACCCAAGGAGGUGACGGUGUCGGAGGUGACCGAAGACGCGUUCACCAUCUCUUGGAUCAAACCACUGGCUCCAUUUGAUUACUACAAGCUCUCUUACCAGUCGGCCAAAGGUCGAGUGGACAGCGUGGUGAUUGACAGUGAUGUGACCAACUACACCUUGUCCAGUCUGUUUCCUGCUACGGAAUAUGAGAUCAGUCUCAACGCUGUCAGAGCGAGUCAGGAGAGCAAAGUGGUCAGCACCUCCGUCUUUACAGCCAUGGACAUGCCAGCUGAGUUGACAGCCCUCAACAUCACCCCACAAGGAGCCCUGCUGCGGUGGAAUCCUCCUCUGUCCAGUGUUGACAACUACGUGCUGACUCUCACACACAACCAAGUGACGGCUGAUACUCUGCUCGUGGAAGGCAACAAGCAGGAGCACCAGCUCACCAACCUUAAGCCCAGCACCACCUACUCCGUGGCCCUCUACGCCAGCAAAGGACCCCUCACCAGCGGCACGGUCAUCACCAACCUCCAGACACCAAUGGAUGCACCACUGAACCUGACAGCCAGUGAAGUGAAUCACCGCAGCGCUCUCAUCUCCUGGCAACCGCCAAUCGCAGAAAUUGACAACUACAUGCUCACCUACAAGUCAACUGACGGCAACCGAAAAGAGUUAAUACUGGAUUCAGAGGACACUUGGAUUCGACUGGAGGGACUUGGUGAGACCACAGAGUACACUGUCAAGCUGCAGGCGGCCAGAGGACUUGACACCAGUGCUGUCGUCUCCACUGCCUUCACUACAGGGAGUCGUCUGUUUGCAACACCUCAGAAUUGUGCCCAACACCUGCUGAAUGGAGAGACGCUGAGUGGUGUCUACACAAUUUACAUCAACCGAGACCCGAGCCAGGGCGUGCAGGUGUACUGCGACAUGACCACUGAUGAAGGAGGGUGGAUUGUGUUCCAGCGUCGUCAGAACGGCCUGACAGACUUUUCCAGGAAGUGGAGUGACUACAGGGUUGGCUUUGGAAACUUGGAGGAUGAGUUCUGGCUUGGUCUGGACAACAUCCAGAAGCUCGCGGCUCAGGGUCGCUAUGAGCUAAGGAUUGACAUGAGGGAUGGACAGGAGUCGGUUUACGCCAAUUAUGACAAAUUCUCCCUUGGAGAUGCGAGGAACCUCUAUAAGCUCAGGAUAGGAGAGUACAAUGGCACCGCUGGUGACUCUCUGAGCUACCACCAGGGCCGUCCCUUCUCCACUAAAGACAGAGACAAUGACAUCGCUGUCACUAACUGUGCCUUGUCUUACAAAGGAGCCUGGUGGUACAAGAACUGCCACCGGGCCAACCUCAAUGGAAAAUACGGCGAGUCCAGACAUAGUCAGGGUAUCAACUGGUACCACUGGAAAGGCCACGAGUUCUCCAUUCCUGCUGUGGAGAUGAAGAUGAGGCCGUUCAACUUCCGUAGCAUCAGCAGCAAGAGGAGGCGGUCUGUCCCUGUAUAA
Limanda limanda (common dab) is the source of this 4155-nucleotide messenger RNA. It is a transcript of the gene tnr, whose product is annotated as tenascin R (restrictin, janusin). The coding region runs from base 1 to 4155 and encodes 1384 amino acids. Gene Ontology annotation, molecular function: protein binding. The record is from RefSeq and is a predicted model, not a curated record. NCBI's taxonomy places the organism in Eukaryota, Metazoa, Chordata, Actinopteri, Pleuronectiformes, Pleuronectidae. The transcript is spliced from 28 exons.